Messenger RNA from Chelonus insularis, 4762 nucleotides. RefSeq names its product RNA helicase aquarius. NCBI's taxonomy places the organism in Eukaryota, Metazoa, Arthropoda, Insecta, Hymenoptera, Braconidae. The transcript has 5 exons. Gene Ontology annotation, cellular component: catalytic step 2 spliceosome. The coding region runs from base 214 to 4581 and encodes 1455 amino acids. Gene Ontology annotation, molecular function: helicase activity; mRNA binding. Gene Ontology annotation, biological process: mRNA splicing, via spliceosome. The record is from RefSeq and is a predicted model, not a curated record.
CUUUUCACUUGUUGUAUGUGAGCGGUAUUUUGCCGGAAAAACUUAUAUUGAAAAUAAUAAUAUAAAUUCGGGUAAAAGAUAUUGUCAAAAAAUGUGUGAAAAUUUUACUGAUAGUAUUAAGUAAAAAUAAUUCCUAAACGAAGGGAAUUUUUCAGUGAAAUACUUUUUUAUCGUGAUGAUAUAAUAGGUUAUAACAAAUAAAAUUUAUCAAAAAUGGAAAAUAAUUCUUUGCCUCCGAUAAAAUCUAACAAUCCAGCACCAACAGUAGAGCAAAUAAAUGCUGAUCGAAUUACACAGCUUGCUAAUAAAUAUUGGGCUCAUACAUCGUCUACUCAUUUAGAGUUUAAUCCACAAAUCGUAGAAGACAUAUAUGUCGAAGAAAUAUGUGCAUCAAAAUUUUCAAUCAGAAGAAUAAUGAUGUUGGAAUUCAGUCAAUUUUUAGAGAAUUUUCUAUGGCCUAAUUAUGAUGCUGAACAAGCUACAAGAGCACAUACUUUAUCUAUUGUUGUAAUGGUGAAUGAAAAAUUCAGAGAAAGAGUCCAAGUUUGGGAGGCAUUUGAAAAGAAUCCUACUCAUUUUCCAGGAUUUAUUCAACGAGUUUUAGAAGCAUGUUUAGAAAAAAGUAUAUUAGAUUUUGAUUUGAAAGAACAAACGGCAUUAAUUGUUUUUUUGAAUCAUUGUUUUAAUUCAAUGGAAGUGGCUUUAGUAAGAAAUGAAAUAAAAAGAUUAGUUACAUUAUCGAUGUGGGUUUCUCUUCAACAUGGUAGAAGAGAAUUGGAGUUCAAGAAGUAUGGAAAAUGGAGAAAACAGUGGAACUUUAUAAGAAAACGAGAUAAACCAGAGCUGAAAGAAAAACUUGAUUGGGAAAGGAAGUUUCUUCAUAGAUUGAUGAUUAAAUUUAUGAAUGUGUUGGAAUCAAUUCCAUUAGAAGGACCUUUAAAUUCAGAUAAAGUGCAUUAUUGUGAAAGGUUCCUUGAGCUAAUGAUUGAUUUAGAAGCUCUUUUACCAACUCGACGUUUCUUCAAUACAGUAAUGGAUGAUUGUCAUCUAGUUGUGAGAUGUUCUUUGUCUAAUUUACUUAAACGACCAGAAGGCAACUUAUUUGGACAGCUCCUGGAAAUGCUCAAAUUUUAUGCUAGAUUCGAGAUCAGUGAUACAACCGGAGAUACUUUGACAGAUCAUGAUAUGACACAGUUUCAUUAUGAAAAAAUAACUUCCCUUCAAAAAGCAGUGUUUGCUAAGUUUCCCGAUCUACGAAAUUUUGCUCUGGCAAAUGUUGCUAGUGUUGACACAAGAGAAGCUUUGCAAAAGCACUUUGGAUCUUUAAGUCAAGAAAAAUUAAAAGCAGUUGCUUGUUAUUUAAAUCUUGUGCCUCCAGAUGAACGAGCAAAUGAUGAAAAUUGGUAUCGAUUAGAUAUGGAUUUUUUACAAGAGUUAUUGAUUUCUCGACACGAACGACGAGCAUCACAAUUGGAAGAAUUAAAUGAAAUGCCUCUCUAUCCUACGGAAGAAGUCAUUUGGAAUGAAAGUAUCGUACCAACUGAAUAUUUUUCCGGUGAAGGAUGUCUAGCCUUACCAAAAUUAAAUCUUCAAUUUCUUACUCUCCAUGAUUAUCUACUAAGAAAUUUUAAUCUAUUUAGAUUAGAAUCAACUUAUGAAAUUCGUCAAGAUAUCGAAGAUUCAGUGAGUCGAUUGAGUCCUUGGAAAGCCGAAGAUGGUGGAGUUUAUUUUGGUGGAUGGGCUCGAAUGGCUCAACCUAUAACACAAUUUGCCGUAGUUGAAGUUGCAAAACCAAACAUUGGUGAAAAACAGCCAUCAAGAGUACGAGCCGAUGUCACAAUAAAUUUAAGCGUACGAAAAGAAAUAAAAUCUGAAUGGGAAAAUUUGAGAAAACAUGACGUUUGUUUCCUUAUAACGGUUAAUCCACCAAAUCCUAUAGGCACAAAAUACACUCAUAAAUUACCUUUUGUACCUCAAGUUGGUUUAACAGUUGUACGAGGUUGUGAAGUCGAAGGUAUGCUUGACUCUAAUGGACGUGUAAUAGAAGAUGGCCCUGAACCACGUCCUAUUUUACCAGGGGAUUCUCGAACUUAUCGAGUUUGGUUGGAUCCUAAUCAAUACCGAAUUGAUAUGGACAAUGCAAGCCAUGGAAGUGAAGAUGUCUAUGAAGGUUUUAAUAUUAUAAUGCGUCGAAAACCUAAAGAAAAUAAUUUCAAAGCUGUUCUUGAAACUAUUAGAGAAUUAAUGAACACCGAAUGUGUUGUUCCUGAUUGGCUUCACGAUAUCAUUCUUGGAUAUGGGGAUCCUGGAGCGGCUCAUUACUCUCGAAUGCCUGACGAAAUUCCAACUAUAGACUUUAAUGAUACGUUUUUAGAUAUUAAUCAUUUGAAAGCCAGUUUUCCUGGUUAUACAUUUGAAUUUAAAUCUCCAGUUGAUGAUGAAAGUAAAUUAGUAAGACCUUUCAGAUUGACUUUCCAGGAUGUAAUUGAUAAACAAGAAGGUAUUGAACCCGUACGAAAAAUUAUUACUAUCGAGCCUCACAUUCUUCCAAGUCGAGGUCCUUAUAAGGCUAAUCAACCAAAGAAGAAUCAAAUACCUUUCACACCUACACAAAUAGAAGCUAUUCGAGCAGGAAUGCAGCCUGGCUUGACAUUAGUUGUUGGACCUCCUGGUACUGGUAAAACGGAUGUUGCUGUACAAAUUAUUUCUAAUUUGUAUCAUAAUUUCCCUAAUCAGAGAACAUUGAUUGUUACACAUUCCAAUCAAGCUCUUAAUCAACUGUUUGAAAAAAUUAUGGCAUUAGAUAUUGACGAAAGACAUUUACUUCGUCUUGGUCAUGGUGAAGAAGCUCUCGAGACUGAAAAGGAUUUCAGUCGUUACGGAAGAGUUAAUUAUGUUUUAGCGAAACGUUUAGAUCUUUUAAUGGACGUUCAAAGACUUCAAGAAUCACUAAAUGUUAAAGGUGAUGUUGCAUAUACGUGUGAAACUGCAGGCCACUUUUUUAUGGAUCAAGUAAUUACCCGUUGGGAACGUUUCGAAUCAAGAUUGAAACAACGAUCUUCUGGAGUAACUGAUAUUCCAGUAAACAUUGUCGAUGAAGAGUUUCCAUUUCAUAAAUUCUUUGAUAAUGCACCUCAACCACUCUUCAAACAUAAUUCCUAUGAAGAAGAUUUAGAAAUAGCUCAAAGUUGUUUUAGAUACAUUGAAAGAAUUUUCGCACAAUUAGAAGAAUUUAGAGCAUUUGAAUUAUUGAGAUCUGGUCUAGAUAGGUCGAAAUAUCUUCUUGUUAAAGAAGCUAAAGUCAUUGCCAUGACUUGUACACACGCCGCCUUAAAACGACGUGAACUCGUUGAUAUGGGUUUCAAAUAUGAUAACAUAUUAAUGGAAGAAUCUGCACAAAUUCUAGAAAUUGAAACUUUUAUUCCUUUAUUAUUACAAAAUCCUGAGGAUGGUUACAAUCGAUUAAAGCGAUGGAUUAUGAUUGGAGAUCAUCAUCAACUGCCGCCUGUAAUUAAAAACAUGGCUUUCCAAAAAUAUUCUAAUAUGGAACAAUCUCUUUUCGCCCGAUUUGUCAGACUUGGCGUACCAACUGUUGAUUUAGAUGGUCAAGGUCGUGCUAGACCAAGUAUCUGUAAUCUUUAUAAUUGGAGAUAUAAAAAAUUGGGUAAUUUAACUCAUGUCGAACGCAGUCCCGAGUAUUUAGUAGCUAAUGCUGGUUUCCUUUAUGAUUUCCAAUUAAUAAAUGUUGAAGAUUUCAAUGGUGUUGGAGAGAGUGAACCGAGUGCUUACUUUUAUCAAAAUCUUGCUGAAGCUGAAUAUUGUGUGGCAGUAUUUAUGUAUAUGCGAUUACUUGGCUAUCCAGCUGACAAAAUCAGUAUUUUAACGACGUACAAUGGUCAAAAGCAUCUUAUUAGGGAUGUCAUCAAUAUCAGAUGCGCCAACAACCCUUUGAUUGGACGUCCUAGUAAGGUUACAACAGUUGAUAAAUAUCAAGGUCAACAAAAUGAUUAUAUUUUACUUUCGCUGGUUAAAACACGUGCAGUUGGUCACUUGAGAGACGCGCGUCGUUUGGUUGUUGCUAUGUCUCGUGCACGUCUGGGACUGUAUGUCUUUGCUCGAGUUUCUCUAUUUAAGAAUUGUUUCGAACUUACUCCUGCCUUUGACCAACUAAUGCAACGGCCUUUAAAACUUCAACUUAUACCUGAAGAAUCUUAUCCAACACAGCGACUUAAAGAUGAAAAACCUACACUCCCUGUUAUUGAGAUUGAAGAUAUGCCACAUGCUGCCAAUUUUGUUUAUGACUUUUAUACGAACAAAGUGAAGAGUAUGAAGGAGUUACAAAAUGAAUGGGUUAAACCUGACAGAACUUAUGAGUCAACUAAUCCUGAAUACCACAUACCCAUACGCCCUGGUGAUGCAAAUGCAGCUGGCUCAGAUGAUGAAGAUGAAGAAAAAACUGAAGAUAAUAAGGAUACUGCUGAGGAAAUUCCUGACAAUGAGGAACAAAAGUCUGAGAAUGAUGACCAAGGUAUACCUAUUCAAAAUCUCGUUACAGAACCCAUGGAAGAAGAAGAUGAGUAGUUGUAGAAAGAGAAAAUUGAAUUUAUUAAAUUAUGUAACAAACGUUACAAAAUUUGCCAUCUCAAUUACAUGAACGAAAUAUUUGUACCUAAUAAUACAUAAUUAAUUUUUUAAAUAAAAUAAAUUGUAAAAGAUAUAAAGUUAAAACGAACAGAUUUAUUUAGAAACAAAAAAUAAAAUU